AAAGGUGGAAUAAAAGGUACUGUCGAUAUUUGGCAGCUUCUUAGUCGUUUUGGUUCAAAAUUUGCUGAAUUCACACAUUUCCCGGCACAUGUAUAUUAGGCUGCCAUAGAUUUGAACACGGUCACUUCCGGGUUUCGAGCUGACCAUAUACAAAUACAUAGCCAGACUGGGUGUCGUGUUUUGGAAUAUCGCGAAACUGGUCAGACAAGUGUGCUUCUUCGCGACUCUUUCUAUGAUUUAAUGCUUUAUUUUCGUCGCCACCGCUUUCAAGGAUUAGACUUCGAGGGAAAACCUAGUGUCCGUCCCAGUCAACCAAAUGAGAAAUCCAACAAAUAUGGCAACUGCACUGACAGAACAGACAGUUUCACAGUUGCUGGAUUUCAACCAGAAACUAGAUAUUAAUUUAUUAGAUAAUGUAGUUGUCUGUCUCUACACUGGUGAAGGUAGUCAGCAACGAAUGGCACAGGAAGUUCUGACAACUUUGAAGGAACACCCAGAUGCCUGGACGAGAGUUGACACAAUACUUGAAUAUUCACAGAAUCAGCAAACUAAAUAUUAUGCUCUGCAAAUCUUGGAGACUGUCAUUAAAUCAAGAUGGAAAGUUUUACCAAGGAGUCAGUGUGAGGGAAUUAAAAAAUAUACUGUUGGACUCAUAAUCAGAAUUUCUUCAGAUUCUGAGAAUUUAGAGAAAGAAAAGGUUUAUCUGGGAAAGCUGAACAUGAUAUUAGUACAGAUUCUGAAACAGGAGUGGCCAAAGAACUGGCCUUCAUUUAUUGGAGACAUUGUUGGAGCCAGUAAAACUAAUGAAUCUCUUUGCCAGAACAAUAUGCAUAUUUUAAAAUUGCUCAGUGAGGAAGUGUUUGAUUUCUCUAGUGGACAAAUGACUCAAACCAAAGCUAAACAUUUGAAAGACAGUAUGUGCACUGAAUUUUCACAGAUAUUUCAACUUUGCCAGUUUGUCAUGGAUAAUUCUCAGAAUGCACCAUUGGUAGGGUCCACCCUUCAUACCCUACUCAGAUUUCUCAACUGGAUACCCUUGGGCUAUAUUUUUGAAACAAAGCUCAUUACAACACUUGUAUACAAGUUUCUCAAUGUACCCAUGUUCCGCAAUGUGACGUUGAAGUGCUUGACUGAAAUUGCUGGUGUCCAUGUCAAUCAGUAUGAUGAGCAGUUUGUUAUGUUAUUCACGCUAACAAUGACCCAACUAAAACAAAUGCUGCCACCUGAAACAAAUCUUAAAGAUGCGUAUGCUAAUGGACGAGAUGAUGAGCAGAACUUUAUUCAAAAUCUCAGUCUUUUCCUCUAUACAUUCCUCAAAGAGCACAGUCAGUUAAUUGAGAGAAAGCAAGACCUACAUGCGUCAUUAAUGGAGUCAUUGCAGUACUUGGUUCUAAUAUCAGAGGUUGAAGAGACUGAAAUCUUCAAGAUUUGCUUGGAAUAUUGGAACAGUCUUGCAUCUGAACUCUAUAGAGAAAGUCCUUUCUCGUCAACACCAUUCUUGCUUGGUCAGCAGAACAGUGAAAUGCCUGCAAGAAGACAGUUGUACAACCCCGUUUUGUCCAGGGUACGGCGUGUGAUGAUAUCACGAAUGGCCAAACCAGAAGAAGUUCUAGUUGUGGAGAAUGAUCAAGGAGAAGUUGUGAGAGAAUUUAUGAAAGAUACUGAUUCAAUUAAUUUAUAUAAAAAUAUGAGGGAAACGUUAGUUUACCUAACCCAUUUAGACUACGGUGACACAGAACAGAUAAUGACAGAAAAACUACAUUUACAAGUGAAUGGACAAGAGUGGUCUUGGAAAAAUCUCAACACACUUUGUUGGGCUAUUGGAUCAAUAAGUGGUGCAAUGCAUGAAGAAGAUGAGAAAAGAUUCUUGGUAACAGUUAUCAAAGAUUUGUUGGGUUUAUGUGAACAGAAAAGAGGCAAAGACAACAAAGCGAUCAUAGCUUCAAAUAUUAUGUAUGUCGUUGGUCAGUAUCCAAGGUUUCUCAGAGCACAUUGGAAAUUCCUCAAGACUGUUGUCAAUAAGCUGUUUGAAUUCAUGCAUGAAACACACGAUGGUGUUCAAGAUAUGGCUUGUGACACAUUUAUAAAAAUCGCUCAGAAAUGCAGAAGAUAUUUUGUUCAAGUGCAAGUUGGAGAGGUGAUGCCAUUUAUUGAAGAAAUUCUUAACAGUAUCAACACAAUCAUUUGUGAUCUUCAGCCACAACAGGUUCACACAUUCUAUGAAGCUGUUGGAUAUAUGAUAAGUGCUCAAACAGAUACAGUUGUCCAAGAACAUUUGAUAGAAAAAUACAUGAUGCUACCAAACCAAGUGUGGGAUGGAAUCAUCCAACAAGCUUCUAAGAAUGUUGAUAUUCUUAGGGAGCCUGAAAUUGUCAAACAACUUGGAAGUAUUCUCAAGACAAACGUUAGAGCGUGUAAAGCUGUGGGACAUCCUUUUGUUGUACAGCUUGGUAGAAUUUAUUUAGAUAUGCUGAACAUCUACAAAUGUAUGAGUGAAAACAUAUCAGGAGCAAUAUCUACUAAUGGAGAAAUUGUUACCAAACAGCCUCUCAUACGCAGUAUGCGUACUGUUAAAAAAGAGACUCUUAAACUUAUUUCUGGUUGGGUUAGCAGGUCUAAUGAUCCUCAGAUGGUUGUUGAUAAUUUUAUUCCACCAUUACUUGAUGCAGUACUUGGAGAUUAUGCACGGAAUGUUCCAGCAGCUCGAGAACCUGAAGUGUUAGGCACAAUGGCAACAAUCGUAAAUAAACUAGAAGGAAAUAUUACUGUAGAAGUACCAAAAAUCUUUGAUGCUGUAUUUGAGUGUACACUUGAGAUGAUUAAUAAGAACUUUGAAGAGUUUCCAGAACAUAGGACCAAUUUCUUCUUGCUGCUACAAGCAGUCAAUUCACAUUGUUUUACAGCUUUACUCAACAUCCCACCUCUGCAAUUUAAGUUAGUUUUAGACUCCAUCAUCUGGGCUUUCAAACAUACUAUGAGGAAUGUAGCAGAUACAGGUCUUAAUAUACUGUAUGGAUUACUGCAAAAUGUCUGGCAAAAUGAACAAGCCGCACAAAGUUUUUACCAAACAUAUUAUACUGAUAUUCUUCAACAUGUGCUUUCAGUUGUGACAGACACUUCUCAUACAGCAGGUCUGACGAUGCAUGCGACUAUUUUAUCCUACAUGUUCAAUUUAGUUGAGCAUAACAAGAUAAAUGUGCCAUUGUCGCAACAACAGGCAUCUUUAACCAAUGAUAUGUAUAUCAAAGAAUUCACUGCCAAUCUUUUAAAAGCUGCAUUCCCUCAUCUACAAGAUGCUCAAGUUAAAAUAUUUGUGACUGGUUUAUUCAGUUUGAACCAUGAUAUUCCACAGUUCAAAGAACAUCUAAGAGAUUUUCUUGUACAAAUAAAGGAGUUUGCUGGGGAUGAUACCACUGACCUUUAUCUAGAAGAACGUGAAACAUCUCUCAAGCAAGCAGAAGAAGAGAAAAGGAAAAUCCAACUGGCUGUACCUGGAAUUAUUAACCCUCAUGAUAUACCCGAGGAGAUGCAAGACUAAGUUGUUCUGUUUCCAACCUGAUAAAGUACAUGUAAAUUCACAGUGAUAAAGAUCACUGGAGUUAAAAAGAUUGAAUUGCAGUUCGAUCAACACCUCAGCAAUUAUGCUCUCUACUUACCAACUUUUUGAUUUAGUACAUAUUCCAUGAUGCAUAUAUUUUGUUCAAUAUUCAGCAAUAGGUCGCCAGAUCUUAAAAUUAAGCAGUAUUUUUGGUGCAUAUGUUUGUGUCAUUCUAUUUUUAUCCUUGUCUCCUGUAAUAAACGUUAUAAAAUGUUUUAUUUUAUAUCAGUUAUAUAUGGUAUCAGAUCAAUUAUUGUUUAAAAUGAUCUAUAUAUUCAUGAUAUGUCAUAACACAAAAUGCUGAAAAUGCAAAACUAUGGGUCUGUUAAAUUCAUCUAUAACCUGAUCUGUCACUUAAAUUUUACAAUUAGGAAAACUAACUCCAUUAUUUAAGAUGUAUGACUUUUGUUGAACUAAAUAAAGUUUUCAUCUAUUUUACCAAAAUUGUGGUUGUAGGAAAUAGGUGAUAUUUUGGACAUUAUUUUGCAGUAAACCCUAAAUCCACACUAAAAGAACUUUGAUAGAAAAGGUGUGUUUGGGAUAAUCCAUUUUUUGUAAAACUUAUUUUUCAUUAAAAGUAUAUAUGCCUUUAUUGUAUGUGUCCCAUAAGGGGGCUUUUAUAUUUACAAAUGAAACUCCUUAGUGAAGUAGCAUCAGUGGUAUAAAAGUAUGGGAAUAUUGUUAAAAGAAUACAGCUGACCUCAUGGCCCAAAAUUGGUUUCUUUGUAUGUGCAGAAUCCUAUUGCUUUGGAUGCCGAGUUGUACUGUAAGAUUUGCAAUUUAGACCACACCUAAAUUGAAAAAAAAUGCAACCUUGUCCCAGCAAUUUGACACCACACAGUUGGGCUGCAGCAAUUAUUGAAGUUUUUGUUUAAGUUUUUUUGUAAAUUAGGUACAAGGCCUAAAAGAAAUGCAAACAUAAACAAGAACACGACAGUGGUAUAAACUAAAUGUCACAGUAAAAUCAAAUAAAUGACCAACAAAACAAUCUCCGUACAACAUGCCUGGACACAGAUUUUAAAUAAAAGGCACAGUUCCUUUAUUUUCUUACAAGAACACCGCACAAAUAUAAUUAAGGCAGCUUGUCUCGUCUUUUAAUUGAUAUUUCUUUGAGUCUCUGGAUAUAAAUAAGUUCAUGAUCAUAGGCCCUAAUUACAUCAUGCAAUUAUGAACGUUUUCUCUUAAUAUUACUUUUUUGUAUUCACAAUUUCCAUGUAUUUAUUGUGUUGAUCUUUUGUUUACAUUUUUGUAGAGAUAACAUUUUCAAUUUUUUGUUUUUGUACCGAAGAAAAAUGGCCAUCAUUCAAGAUUUCAUAAAAAUAUAAGCAUUAUUUUGUUAGUGUGUACUUUCUAAUCAUGCCCAUUUAAUGCAAUGACAACCACAUGUCCAACUAAAUUGUGCUUUUUGGUCAUUUGAUAAUUUUUUUUAAAACUGACAGACUGUGUAAUCUAUGACUGGUUAGUUUUGCUGUAAAUAAAUUUCUCUUGCAGUUUGUGUUUCAUGUUGGAAGUUUAGAACUAUCGCAAAAAAUAAUAUAUUCCAUUUCUAUAGCGCCCUCCCCCUUCCCCAAAUGAUUAUUUGAAAUGUCUUGUCUUAUUUUAGAACAUUUGUAUAACAUUGUAUUAUUGAUACCAGUAACUCGUGAUUCUAUCCGGCCUAGGGACAGAAAUUGCAACAGUAUUGUUUGGAAUUACCCAAACACUGAUAAAACAUAAUUGUGUCACUAAUAGAAGCAUAUUUGAACAAAAAUUAUCCUGGACUAAUUAAAUUGCAUGCAUCUUUCAUGAUCAUCAUAGAUAAGUGUCUCGUCUGUCAUGAAUAUACUUUUUUUUUUUACUAUAUCAUUUUUUUUCCUAACUGAUCUAUUUUAUGUUGUCUUUGAAUGAAAGGGAAAAAACUACAGUUAAAAUGUAUUACAAAACUCUGGUCAUAAAAUAACCUAUUAUUGAAUACUGACAGUUGUAUAGAAACUAGCUUAUCAGUUAUUCAUCCUUGCUUUAAAAACUGUUAAUACAGCAAUUCCAUUGGACUCUUGUAAGGCCAUACUGAAAAACUAGUGGAAAUCCUUCCUUCCUUCCUUCCUCCGUCUUUCUCAAAAUUUGUGAAUUGCUUUACAGAAAUCAAAAUGCAUCUAGCUAUUUAGUGACAAACAAUUAGGUUCUGAUGUGACUGGUACCGAAAUAGACUUGUAAGUUUUAUAACAUUUUAUAUUAGAUUCAUGGUGCAAUAUGUAUGAUUGUUGAAAAUUUAUUAGUUUAGCUUUAUUCAUUGAACCGUAGCAUAUUACUACCUGUAGCAUAAUGCUUCAAUUAUUUGUUAAGCAGAAAUUAAGUGGAUUUGUUUUUUAUUUUUUCAUAUUUAAGAGUGCAUUACCUGUAUCCGGAUAAUUCACACUCAAAAAGUUAAACAAAAAAAAUAUUGAACAAGAUUUGUAUAGUCAGCAACUAUCUUUGUAAAUGUCUAUUUGUAAUGGGUUUUCAAGAAAAUAGUUAUUGUUUUGCAAAGGAGCAUUGAGGGGUGUUUACCAUUGUAUGAAUAUCAACUGAAAAGUCUACUGUUUUUUUAUUGAGGAAAACUAGAAUGUCUGCAUGGUCUGUUCUAAGUCCUGCAUGAGAAGAAAGGCAAUAAAAUCUAUUAUCUCAA
Molecule: messenger RNA, 6242 nt
Organism: Saccoglossus kowalevskii
Lineage: Eukaryota; Metazoa; Hemichordata; Enteropneusta; Harrimaniidae
Source: RefSeq, a predicted model, not a curated record